Molecule: messenger RNA, 760 nt
Organism: Pisolithus orientalis
Lineage: Eukaryota; Fungi; Basidiomycota; Agaricomycetes; Boletales; Pisolithaceae
Exons: 6
Coding region: 65-421 (118 amino acids)
Source: RefSeq, a predicted model, not a curated record
GGUCACGUCGCUGCCAGCCUUUUUCUUCCUUCCAAGCGCCUGGUUGCUCUCAGCCCUGACCACAAUGAAGUCCACGUUCGCUGCUGUUGCCCUCUUCGUCGCUGCUGCCCUCGCGCAGUCGACCCUCACCAUCAACACCCCUGCCAACGUGGUAGAGUGUGAACCGACUCUCAUCACCUGGAGCGGUGGAACUCCCCCUUACUUCCUGAGCAUUCUACCUGGUGCUACUCCGAACGGUGCCGCCCUCGAGAACCUUGGCCAACAGAACAGCACUUCCGUCACCUGGGUUGCAAACAUUGCAGCUGGCACUUCGAUUGGCCUUACCCUCCGCGACAAUACUGGUCAGGUCGCCCAGUCCGCACCGUUCACCAUUAACAGUGGUUCUUCUACGUCCUGCUUGAACACCACCUCCCGUGAGUAGAAUUGGGUGAAUGGUAUUGCUUUUUUUUUGACUGUUGAAUUCAGUUGCGGCUGGUCCUACCGCUGCUACGAGUGCCGCUAGUGGCAGCAGUCCCACAACUACCUCCCCCAGCUCUUCCAAAGCCUCUAGGUGAGUGGGGACGAGCACUCGAUUGUUGAUGACGUCAUCUUACAUAUUCCAGCGCGAGCUGGUACAUCUGCUGGCACCGCCGCAACGUCAACAUCCACCACCAGCACUGGUGCGGCCAUGGCCAACGCUGCUAACUUGGGUGUUGCCGGUGUUAUUGGCGCCGCAGCGGUCGCCCUCUUGCUUUGAAAUGAGUACCGUGGUAUUAGUCAC